AUGUGGUUUGAAUCGAGAAUUGCUAAUGUGGUGGAGUUGCAACAUUAUGUGGAGAUAGAAGAGAUGGUUAGCAUGGCCAUGAAAGUAGAACGGCAACUCAAGAGAGGGAGACCAGCCAAGCAUGAGGGCGAUUCUUAUUCAGGAUCUUCAAAUUGGAAGUCGAAAUGGGGUGCCAGCUCAAGACCAGUAGAGAAACCCAAAUCGAAUGCUGAAAAGAGCAUGAGCAAGAGUCAAGGGGACAACAAGGAGAGAGAUAGUGGGGAAAUUGAAACUGAAGAGGAGGAAAGUGAUUCAAUGCCAACACAAGAUGAUUCUAGUAGUGAUUAUGAAUAUGCUGCUGAGGGGAAUGCCUUACAUCCUAGGCCAUAUAAGCUGCAAUGGUUGAAUGAAAGUGGAGAAGUGAAGGUGAACAAGCAAGUUCUGGUUUCCUUUACAAUUGGGAGAUACAAGGAUAAAGUUCUUUGUGAUGUAGUGCCCAUGCAUGCUAGUCAUAUAUUGCUUGGGAGGCCAUGGCAGUUCGAUAGACAGGCAAUACAUGAUGGGUAUAAGAAUCGAUACUCUUUUGUCAAUGAUGGUAGAAAGGUGACACUUGUUCCAUUGACACCUUAUCAGGUGUAUGAGGGUCAACUCCGAAUCAAGAGAUCAAUUUGUGAGAAAAGUGAUGUAGAAGCUGAGAUUGAAAGAAAAAAAGAUUGUGUUACCUCUCUUUUGCAAGAGUUUGGAGAUGUCUUUCCCACGGAGUUACCCAAUCGUUUGCCACCAAUAAGGGGAAUUGAGCAUCAAAUCGACUUUGUGCCAGGAGCCGCAAUUCCGAACCGGCCAGCAUAUCGAACUAAUCCGGAGGAGACAAAGGAACUUCAAAGGCAAGUGGACGAGCUUUUAGCUAAAGGGCAUGUGCGUGAGAGCAUGAGUCCUUGUGCGGUCCCGGUGUUGCUGGUGCCAAAGAAAGAUGUUGUAUAUUUUGAUGAUAUCUUGGUGUAUAGUAAGAGCUUGAAGGAUCAUAUUCAUCAUUUGCGAUGCGUGCUUCAGGUUGAUGAGGAAAAGGUGAAAGCAAUUAAGGAUUGGCCGACGCCGAAAUCCGUAACCGAGGAAAAACGACCGAUUGCCUACUUUAGUGAGAAGCUAAAUGGAGCCGCUUUGAAUUAUUCUACAUAUGACAAGGAACUCUAUGCUUUGGUCCGCGCUUUGGAGACGUGGCAGCACUACUUGUGGUCGAAGGAAUUUGUCAUACACACGGACCACGAAUCAUUGAAGCAUUGA
Messenger RNA from Punica granatum (pomegranate), 1260 nucleotides. NCBI's taxonomy places the organism in Eukaryota, Viridiplantae, Streptophyta, Magnoliopsida, Myrtales, Lythraceae. The record is from RefSeq and is a predicted model, not a curated record.